AUGCGAGAAGUGGGUGCUUGGAUGCAGACGAUGUAUCUCAAGACCAGCUGUAUUCCAUUUCUUCGACAAGAUCUCGAAGACGGCGAUGGCGAUGCGACAAUGAGCAUCGGAGAUAUUCAAACAUCAUAUCGAUGGCUACGAGUAUUGGGUGUGGAGAAUGCAAUAGGCCAAGUCCGUGAUAUCGGGCAUACGAAGGUUGCGGAGGCAGAAGAGUAG
This is a messenger RNA of Paracoccidioides brasiliensis Pb18, 216 nucleotides long. RefSeq lists its product as uncharacterized. The coding region runs from base 1 to 216 and encodes 71 amino acids. The transcript has 2 exons. The record is from RefSeq and is a predicted model, not a curated record.